GAACAACAGCAGGAGGAAAAACGCUACGAUCCCAACGACAAAACACUUAAGUUUGUAACGCGACAGGAUGACAUAAGUAUGUAUAUAGCCUUACAUUUAUGUAAACUCACGUUAGAUGAAGAUGACAGUCAUUUCGGUAGGGUUCCUUAGAGAGAAACCAAAAACAAGUGUGCUUUGUCUAGCUAGUUGCAUACUGAGUAGGCCUACGCGUAAGAUGAGUAACAAAAAUUACUGAGCGCACUUUAUACUGAUGGCUAACUAAAUCUCAGAGCGAUCUAAUAGCCUAUUAAAUAUAGCUAGUUUUUAAGGCAAUGUUUAGGCUAAUUACUGAAUAUUGAGUUAUGCUACUUUAUUAUUAUAAUUUUUUUAAAGUAGCCUAUAAACAGUAGCCUAUGGCAGUAUUCUUGGUAGUAUUCUACAAUAUUUUGUCACAUGACCUCAUUAUGACUCAUCCAGUCAUCAUCUUAACAGCUGUUUUUAAUGUCUUUUAGUGAUAAAUUAAAAAUGAGUGAUAUUAUUUCCAGUUCAUUCAUCACACUUGAAAUGGCGAAGUCCAGUGCAUUGCACAAAAGAGCGAUGACCAAACAUUUUGGUAAACUGAUUAUCUAGGUAUUGCAUAUAAACUUUGUAUUUUAUGAAUUCUAGUGAUUGUAUGCUAAGUCCUUAAUGUGAUCAUUUAAGCAGUUACCCUGCAUCCUUAGAAUGCGUUAAUUUAAAUGAAUAAUAUAAUUAUUAAUAUUUUUCUUGAAUCUUAAGAUCCCAGUUUACUAAUAUACUUUCAGCUGGGGAUGAUGACCCUGAGACUCGUCGUGCUGAGAUGUCAUGUGGCCAUGCAGUGACUCCACAAUCACUGACUGCAUGGUGUCGUAGUCUGCUGGACCAGGGUCAGCACAAGUUCCUAUGCCCUGCACUUAAAGAAGGCACAAUACAAAGAUGCAAUGCAGAAUGGCCCUAUGUGGAGGUGCGGAGGUUGGCUGUACUGACACAAGAGGAGCAGUGCCAUUUUGAAGAGACAAUGGCUGUCCUUGCUGCAGCUGAGUACUGCGAACACAAAACAUGUCCUGGAUGCCAGACAUUCGUAGAGAGGGCCGACAUUACCAACCUCUGUGUCAUGUGCACAAUCUGCACGGCUGAGAAGGGUCGGACAUUUCAUUUCUGCUGGCAGUGUAUGAGAGAGUGGAAAGGCCCAGGCCCUCGGUCUGACCGCUGUGACAAUCCCGGCUGCACCAAUCCUGACAUUGAAAAGUUGGCAAAAUGUCGUUAUGUAACGCUACCUGAAGUCAAAAAUGUGAGCUGUCCCUCAAUGCGAGCUUGCCCCACUUGUGGCAACCUUGUGGAGCAUGACACAACAGGGUGCAAGAAUGUCAUAUGUAAUCGCUGCAGGGUAGAAUUCUGCUUUGUUUGCCUGAAAGUCACUCAAGUAUGCUUGCAAACAAGCAGUUACUUCAUUGCCUGUUCAGAUGGGGUCGCGCCACGGCAGACUUCCAUUCCUUCCUGGAACAGAAAUUGAAAACCAUCGAAGCAGCCAAACAAAAUGAUGUAAACGUGACAUGAUAAAAUGUGAAAAAUGUGUAGCUUGAAUGCAAUGUAAGUUGCUUUGGAUUAAAGUGUGCCAAAUGCACAAUGCCAUGUAGAAAACUGUGUUAAAAUGUUUAUUCCUUUUGUGUGUGAUGCUAUAUAAAAAUCAUCUACAGUAUAUAAGGUGAAGGCUUUAUGUCCAUUGUUCUUAUGUUGACUCUUUUAUUCUUUCAAUAGAAUGGCAUGUUCUUAAUUUAACUAUUUGUUUGCUCAUGCAGAGGCAUAAAUGAGAGUGAAUUUGAAGAUGUUUUCAUAUUUUAGACAUGGCCUCUUAAAUUUUCUUUUGCCUUUCCAGGUGUGGCAUAAAUUGCUCUAAUAUACAACAAUAAAAUCAGUUAGCUGAGAAAUAUUGUGCCAUGGUAUAUUUAAUCAGUACUGAAAACAAAAGUAGGAAAAAAUGACAGAAAAUGUAAAAAACUGUUGCUUCCCAAGUUUGUAAGGUAAACAAACAAAAAACAGGAGGACAUUUCUCAGUUCAAGUACAGCCAUGUGACAAUUUGAAAUGGAAUUUCCCUUAAAGUUUUCUGCAAAUGUAAAGUGAAAGUCAGUACACAUCAGGUAUGAUACCAAAUUCAACAUUAUGACAUGUGAUAAUAGGCAGGCUUGAUAAAUAAAUGUGAGUAGAGCUGUGACAGUUUUGGUUUCUGUCACACUGAAACCAAGUCUUUGCUGUUUAUCUGAGAACUGUGCCAUUGGAAGAGGAAGACAUUCCUUUAUUAUUCUCCAGAAAUUUCCUGUUAACAAGCCAGUGGCUCAAAUGUUAAACAAUUUUUGACAAAUGUUAAAUGGAUUUUCCCUUAAAGCCCAAAACAUUUACGCAAAUAUGAACAGAUCAGAUGUUGUUUACAAAACUUCAUGAAAAAUAUGAAGCAGUUAAAUUAAAUAAUGCAAUAAUUGUCAUGCAAAUGUUGAAAUAUAAAUACUGAUAAAAAUGGGUCCUUCUUGGGUGCAUGGUAAUCUAUCGAUGAGUUUUGCUCCUAAUUAUGGUUCAUCUCAUACUGACAUCUUCAGUCACAGUGGAAUAAAUGCAGGCAUUCUUAAACUCUUCUAACCCUUAUUUUUAUUAUUAUUAUUUUUACUUGGACAUACUGUACUAGGACCAUCAGGUAUAGACUAAUAAAGAAAGACUAACAAUGCCCUCUAGUGUGUAAGUAUGCAAUUAACCCGUAAAAGGUUGUUGUCAGCUACAUAUGGAGCAUUUAAGCUGUAACAGUAAAACAAAAGACUUACAUUAAAGGUUUGUAAACAUUCAAGGAACAUACAUCUUUAUAUUCCUACCAUAAUUGUGGGCUGAGAAGAAAUUGCAUGAAAGCAACAAUUGACUCCAAACUGAAAUCUCAUUAAUUUAACCUGACAUUGAUGGAAACUGGGGCUGUAUAAAGCUUAAAAAACACAAACAUAAAAUUGCUUCCUAUAACACGUGUGCUCUCUUUCAAAGGACUCUAUUCAGAAGCAAAAUCUCAUUUAUGCUUCUGCAAAUUUAAAUUGACAUUCAAACCUGGUCGACACAAAAGCAGGACCAUUGACAACCUAGAUAUGCGUGUAAAAAAUGACUACUGUAUAUAUUUUAAAAUAAUUAUUGGUGCAAAAUUCAGCACUCCAGAAUUGGUUAACACUUCUAAUGAUGUAGUCUUAAUUUGUGAACCAGAGUAUCCCCAAAUAUGGUGCAUAGCAUGAGAUUUUAGCUCGUCUGUACCUUCCUACAGACCUUUAGGUUUCUUCUACUUUGUA
Molecule: messenger RNA, 3309 nt
Organism: Onychostoma macrolepis
Lineage: Eukaryota; Metazoa; Chordata; Actinopteri; Cypriniformes; Cyprinidae
Exons: 4
Coding region: 818-1510 (230 amino acids)
Source: RefSeq, a predicted model, not a curated record